UCUUGGCUGGCGUUCUGAUUCCUGACGUGGAUGGUGCGAUGGUAGGUGGCAUCUAUGAGGUGGUGAGGCUGGUGGGUGGCCUGGAGGGCAGCCACUUCACCACCGCCACCACCUCCACCACACCCAGGACUGUCACCACCGCCCUCGCCACCAGUGGUGGGGACAUCAUACUCUUCAGUUACCGCGACGGCACCUCCACCACACACCGCAUUCCCUGGGUUACUGGGGAGAGUCGACGGCCAGCUGCCCUUGCUUUCAGUCCCACUGCAGAGUGGCUACUUGUGGCCAGUGAGGAUGGCACGCUGUUUGUUGUGCCAAUCAAGGGCCACCUGGACCCCUCUGGCACUCGGGACCAGCGCUUCAAGACGGACGAUGUGCUGGUGUUGCCCCCUAAUGGUAGCCGAGCACGCCCUUCCUCCCUGGUGUGGUGGCAGACAAUGGUGGGGGAUGCGUCGCUGGCCAUCAUAGGCACGGAGCUGGGGGAGCUGUCCUUCAUUGAGCUAAGCAGUGGCAAGGAGGUGGGUGGGACCUACAUCACCGUGCCUGUCAGGGAGCUGCACCUUUGUCAUGACAGCUCCCACGACACUGUAUACCUGCUGAUCACAGGGACAGAGGACAGGCAGUGGCGGCUGGUCCUUGAGCAGCGCACCAACCAGUACCUGUUUCCCCUGGAGCACAUCACCCCUGAGUGGCCAGAUGAGGAGAGUCCGGGUGGCUCCCUCCACCGGUCUGGGCCACCACCUCGCUCACGUCUUUUGGGUCUCAAACAGCUGUCGGUGGAGAAGUUGCAGAUGCUGAGGCAGAGGCUGGCUGAGGCAAAGACUGGAUCCAGACGCAAACCCCUCACAGAGAAUAAGGGAGUGGACACCUGUGACAUUGAUGAACUCUCUGCCACCACCACCCCAGAACAGGGCAUGACCACCUCCACCACCUCCAUAGCCUCAGCGGGAGAGGGCGAGGCGCUACCCCCUGUGGCCACCCGCCCUGAGAGGCUGUACAAGUUCAUCCACGAUGUUGUAGCCACACCCCAGUAUGCUAAGGAAAGGCAUCUACUUGUGGGGAACUGCAAGAUCAACACCACUCUUAUGGUGUACAGCACAGACCUGGAGCAGACGCCCCUCUAUGUCUUCAAGGUGGUGCCCGACGUGGACAAAGUGGUGCUGCAGGAUGAGGUCAUCUUCCUCACCAGCACUCAGGCACCAAAGAGGCUCACCAUGGUGUCCACCUUCUUCUCCUCCUCCUCCAAGAUUGACGGAUCCAUUGACACCAAGGUGAACCCUGUCAUACAAGAAAUUGAGAUGCCUGAGGAUGAAGAGAUCCUCUCCCUUCACUCAAGUCCUCCACUGGUGGGUCCUGAGGAGGAGAACGGGUACUCGGGUCAGUGCUCCCCCAUGGGCAGACCAGGGCGGGUCAGGGAGGAAGAGGAGGACGACGAUGAGGAGGAGGAGGUUGAGCUUCCCUCACACACUUGGCCUCAUGGAUGUCUUAUAGUCACCUCUCAUGCUCUCUAUGUCUGCCAGCCAAGGAUGAGUGUGGAGUCCCUCUUCAUGAACCUGGUGCUCAAGGUUGGGGACAUUGACAGUGCUAACAAACUUGGCGCCAUCUUCUCCCUCGACCCAAAGCUUUUUGAACUGGCUGCUGACGUCAAGCUCAGGUCACGCAACUUCAGUGCAGCAAUUGCUCUCUAUAAACACUCUAGGUGCCCCCACGUGAAGUGCUCCAUCAAGUUUGCAGCACAGGGCCUGGUGACAGAGUUCCUUACCUACAUGGGCACCCUGACCAGUGGGGUGAGUGGCCCUGAUCUUGGUGCUGAGGAGCGGCGCAACCUUGCCAACCUGGCCAUUGUGUGUCACCUGCACCACUUGUGUCUGCCAGGUUCCCACAAGCCUCCCCCGCAGCAGCAGGCCCUCAGGAACCUGCUGCUGUUCCUGCGGGACAACCAGUACUAUGAUGAAGUGCUGGCUCUCAGCCUGGCCGCUGGAGCCUGGCGCUGGGAGACUCUCCAGUACCUGGCUGCCUCCAGGGGACUCUAUUUAGAGAAGCUGAGGCUGCUGCUGUCCUCACAAUCUUCACCAGUGCUAGACACGCUGAGCUCAGAGCAGCUGGCUGGGCCGGGACGGGGCGAGGGCCUGCUGUCAGUAGCCAGGGAGAGAGAGGCUGGCUACCUCCACUGUGUGUCAGACCCCGAGCUGCGGCAGGUGCUGCUGGUGCGGCCGUCGCUGGCCCGCACCCACAUUGCCCUGGUGCUGAGCUUGCUAGGGGCUGUUGAGCUGUCAGUGCUGCGGCGCCUGGCCGACCUGUACAACCCCACACAUCCUGCCAUCAGACCCUUCCUGCAGGCCACCAAUGGUAGGAAGCAGGCCUUUCCCCCUCUGUCCUCAGUGGUGCAGAGCUCCUGUCUCCUGCCGGGGGGUGCUGAGGAGUUGGUGUCCCUGGAGACCUUCAUUGAGGUGUUCCUGGCCAUCAUCAUUCAGCUCAACCUGAGUAGGGGGUGGUGUUACAGGCCAGCCCUCCUCACCUACAAACUGGAGCUUCCCAAAGAGAAAGUGCCGGUGCCACUGGACAAGGUGCGGGGGCAGGUGCUGAGCUGCGGCUACGGGCACACUGCAGUCAUCAUUGGGGGCGCUCUUUACACCUGGGGGCUGUCUGACUAUGGGGUGCUGGGACACGGGCCACGCUCCAGCACCUCCCCAAAGCUGCUGAAUGGCAUGGGGAUCACACUGCCAGAGGACCAGGAGCCACUCCUGACAGGCCCCCUGGCAGGCGGCCCAGCCCUGGCACCUCUCAUCAAUGGCCGGGUGCUGCCCUCCGUGGUGUCGGACGGGACGGAGCCCAAGCUGGUGUCCUACCUGAGUCAGACCAGGGUGCUGAGCGUUGCAUGCGGCAAGAACCACAUGCUGGCCAUCACUGAUAAUGGGGUGUACGGUUGGGGCAGCAACAAGUACGGCCAGGUGGGUGUUGGGGGAACAGGCAGGUGUCCGCGGCCCACCCUGGUGUCGGCCUUAGAGGGGAAAGGCAUCAUGUCCAUUGCCUGUGGACAGUUCCACUCGCUGUGUGUGAGCGAAGAUGGCACGCUGUACUCAUGGGGCUGGGGUGUGCAUGGCCAGCUGGGCAACAACGGUGUGGAAGACGUGCACCACCCUUCCCCGGUCACACUCCUUGCCAAGAAGCAUAUCGUACAAGCAGAUGGUGGAUACGCACACAGUGUUGCCAUGUCCCAGGAUGGCAAUGUGUAUGCCUGGGGCUGUGGCACGUAUGGCCAGAUUGGCAAUGGUGGCAUAGUGAAAGUGUGCCGGCCGGUGAGGGUGCACCUGCCCGGCCCCGCCACACACCUCACUGCAGGAUACUUCCAGAACAUUGCAGUGACUCGCAGCCACAAGGUGUACAUGUGGGGCAACAACCCUGCAUGUCUCCGGGUGCAGGCACAGCUGCAGCGCCGUGCCCGGUCCUGCCAGCAGGCAGCAGAGGCUGGCCGGCGAGCCAGUGGUGGCAGCGAUGUGCGGCCAGGCAGGGAGGGGGUGGGAGGUGAGCGGGAGGCGGCAAGUGAAGGGAGCACGUCCUCUGGGUCGCCAGGGGAGAGUGCAACUGUGGACAUCAAUGGUGCUAGUGAUAGCUUUGAGUCAGGGGAAGAGGCCACAGCCUCCCCAAGUCCCCCGACCAACCCAAGUACAACUCUAGAUGAUAGUGAGGACACAAUCACCACACUCCCAGAGGAGGAGCAGCAGAAGGACAGGGAGGGUGACAGUGCCAAGUCUUUUGUGAUUUCCCCUGACCCUUCCCCAGAGAAGUUAGCAGGGCAUGUUGGAGAGGUGAGAGGUGAGGGUGAGGCCCCAGGCACCCCCAGUGAGGCCUCAGAGACAGCGAGCAGCUGCACUUCCCCUCAGGAUUCCCCAGGGGAUGGUGGAGAUGCCACCGUUGUCAACAGUCCUAUCACAAAUGGAAACAUGAGCGGCAUGCCCCGGACAGUGAGUGCCAACACAGUGCCAUCAUGCGACCCCACCGACCUGGGCCACCUCUUGCCGCAGGAGGUGGAGAUGCCGCAUGGCUUUGGUGCCGUGCGAGCCGUGGCCUGUGGAAGUCAGCAUUGCCUCCUGCUGACUACCCAUGGUGCACUGUACUCUUGGGGCAGAAACAUGUCAGGACAGCUGGGCACUGGCAACAGGAGGGAGGUGACCAGCCCAGUGCGCAUCAUGGAUGACGCGUACAUCACAGACGUGGCAUGUGGGGCAGACUUCACCCUGGCCUUGGAGUCUCAGGGUCAGCUGUGGGCAUGGGGCUCCAACUUCUACUCCCAGCUUGGCAAGAGUGGUGCUGUGGAUGACGACAAGGGCCAGGCGGGGCGAGUGUUCAUGCUGCGCACCACCAAGAGGGUCCUCAAGGUGCCUCACAGUGUCCACUCCAACUGUGAGACUCCAAGACCCGUCACCGGCCUGCCCCCCAACCCUGGCCCUCCCCCGCCCCACUAUGGCAUCUCCUCCACCACCCAGGAGAAGCUGAGGGACGGCAGCCACUGGUGGUUAGGUCGGCUGCCCAUGGAGAGUGUGGAGGAGCUUGAGGAAGACAAGAAGCCCCAAACAGAUGAGCAGGACGAUGGGCUGUAUGGCAUCCGUACCCUGCACUCCGCCCUCACCUUCUUCCACGGCUGCUACAACUCCAAGAACGUCACUACCAUGCUACAAGAUGCAGAGGCCCACCAGGCACUGGCCACCCUGUACACCUUAGAGCGCCAGUACAGCCAGGCCAUGCACCACCACCUCUGUGCACUCUUCAAGCAAGGCAAAGACCUCUACAGACCCACCACCACCACCACCACCACCACCACCACUGCUACUACUGCCAGUCAGGGAGAGGACAGCACCAACACAGAGGGAACCAUGGAGAGGCAGAGGAAAGAGAGCGAGUCUUCUAGUCAAGAGCGGGACAAGAGUUCUGCUGAUUACCCCUCCAAGAUGUUAGUGCUGGUGGACGAGGCGGUGAGGAUCAUUGACUACUACCUGAGGUUACAGACAGAGGAGUCACAGACGGGCAUGAGGCAUGUGCUCCAAGAGGGUAUUUCUCUCUGGCUGUCGCACGCCCUCCCCCUCGGCCAGCUGGAAGAACUAUUACUCACGCACCUUCCCCGCACUGUCUACCCCCUCGCACUCCUGCUCUUUGGUGAUGGAGCAAGUGGAGAGGUGGAGGAGGGGCAGGAGAAAACAGCUGCAGAAGCAGGAGGUAGUGACCCAGCUGUGCAAGUGUUAGGUCAACUGUCCACCAAGUUUUGCCUCAACCUGUGUACUUCUGUUAUCAGUCACCUGCAGGCUGGUGGUGGAGGCAGUGAGUAUGUGGAUGCCCUGGCCCGCAUCAGUGGUGUGCAGCCAGGGUCUGAGGGCAGCCAGGACGGACGGACUGCCUCCUUUGAUGAGACAAGCAAGCUAGACCAGGCCCUGGAUGCCCUGAGUAAGAAGGCCACCAACACCAUCAACCUGAAGCAGGAAGAUGUGGCCAACCUUCAGAAGAGUGAGGCAGCACACAGCAGGAAGAGAACAGACUCUCGGGGGUCCAUCUCAGGGUCUCACAAACUGAAGAGCGGUGCUAAGGGGAGCAAGGAGCAAGAUAAGGACUGUGUGCUGUUCACCUGUGGUCAUCACUUCACACGCAAGGAGUUUCUGUCUCAGGUGCUGCCCCAGAUGGAGACCUCCGUGAUGACAGUGCCAGGUCUGCUGGGUAAUACAGCACGGGUCUUGCUGGACCAGUACCACAGCGAUCAGCCUGAGAUGGCCUGCCCUCACUGUGUCCUGGCUCACCUCACCAUCAAGCUCACCAAACACAAGCAGGCACAGUAAUCCUCAACAACAGUUGGAGGAGGAUUAGCAGGAAGUUUUUUUUCAUUCGAGUUCUAAACAUGAUGAAUUUAUACUUACCUCACCCUUGACCUUGCUGGUGUGUGUGUGUGUAUAUUUGUGUGUGUGUGUGUGUGUGUGUGUGUGUGUGUGUGUGUGUGUGUGUGUAUAUGUGUUGAUUUAGAAGAAUUAACAUUUUAUUAUUUUUUAUUCUGGUGUUUUAGUAUGUGUGUUUGUAUGUGUGUGUGAAUGGAAGUAUAUGUUGUCCUGAUUUAGAACAGGCUUUUUUUUUUCUGUGUGUGUGUGUGUGUGUGUGUGUGUGUGUGUGUGUGUGUGUGUGUGUGUGUGUGUUAAGUUUGAUUCAAAAGAAUAAGGAUUUUUUUACUAUUCUUUAUUCAUACCAGUGACAAAGGCAAGUGGUAGCUGCUGUGCCUGCUUACUUAUUGCUAGCCUGGUUUUGGUAAUAUGUCACACUCGCCCAGCAGGCAGUGAGUGGCGUGGUGACAAAAGGUUUGUUUUUGCCCAAGCACAAUUUAUCAAGUCAGCCAACCAACGCAUCUCGGCCCGUAUUUUGAAACGUUUCAUUUUCUUCUCAAGACUUUUCAAAGGCCACAGAGAUAAUUAGUCAGGGUCUCAUGGGUGUUUUUGCCAGUUAUGGUGUAGAAUUCUAGUUAGACUCACUAGAAUCAUGGAAACACCUUUGAAGACCCCCAAUAACUUCCAUUAAGACCUGUUGAAAGUUGUUGAGAUCAGACACGAAACAUUUAAGAAAUGCGGUCCUUUAUCCCAUAGUCAUUACCUAAUUUUUUACAGUCCCAAAGAUGUUUCUGGAGUAGUCACAAAUGAUAUUAAGGUUUUAUGCUGUGGUGUAACAGUUGAUAAACCUAACAGAGUGAUAGACAAGGAAGAGGAGUGCAGUUAUGUGAUAUCUACAGUUUUCAACAAUUGAUAGAAGAAUAAGCGAUACUUGUUGUGUAGUUAUACAGUAUAAUAAUAUAAUAACAUAGACGUGUAUAUCUUUGUUACUCUUUACAUCAUCAGGGUAUAAGAAGAUCUGUGUGUAUUAUGAUCUGUCACAAAUGUGUACUAACUUAGGAUCACAAGACAAGGCUCUUCUUCCACUCCCUCUCACUAAGGAAGAUGACAGAGAAGGUACACAGUUAGGAGGGAAGUUAGGAAGCAGCAGCAGCAUCAGAACAAGAAUAUGCAUUAUUAUACCUGUGUGUCUGCCAGAUAGAAGGUAACUAAAGCAGAGCAGAACUACUUAUUAAUAGGAAUGAGCCUCCAAUAUGUGUGUGUGUGUGUGUGUGUGUGUGUGUGUGUGUGUGUGUGUGUGUGUGUGUGUGUGUGUGUGUGUGUGUGUGUGUGUUUGCCAGGAAGAAAACCUUGGCUAAUAGAAACAGUAAGAGAAAUCCACAUUAACAGAGAAUUGAGCCACCAACACCUUUACUUAUCAGAAAGAAAACUUGCAUUGACUGAAGCAGAGAAAGGAGAGCUGUGCAGCACUUUGUGGGCAAGGACUUGUUUCAUGUUGCAGUGUGUGGUGGUGAAGGGUGAGAGUAGUGAUAAGCAUAAAGAAAAAUGCAAGAUAACUUAAGUAGAGUCAUGUAGAACUGUUUUGUUAAAAGAGGACCUGCUGAUUUGUUUUGUUCAGGGAGAUGUCUGGCAAAGGCUGUUUUGAUAUAUAGCUGUCUGGUAGUGGAGAAUGAAUGUAGGAGUGAUGAUAAGAACUAUUUGUAAUGGGUAUGAAGAAAUGGAAUGUGCAGAAACUAUGGAAAACCCAGCAUGUCAUUUGUUGUGGAAAGGAAAGGAAUAGUUUACUGUGUACAUUACUGUGUGCAUUGGUGAAGGAGGAGUGUGGUAGUGAUGCUAUGACUGUAGAGACUUAGGAGGUGCAGGCAAUAUGGAAAACCUUGUUGUAUCAUUUGAAUGCUGAGAACCUCCACCUAACUUAAUUAACAAUGCAUCAAACAAUUUCAUUAAGUUUGGUGAAAAGUUGCAACAGUCAGAGGAUUGAGCUGGAGUUUACAUAGGCUAAGCCAACAUAUCUAUAUGCAUUAUUAGCCUGUGGCAAAUGUGCAUUCAUGCUUGCUGCAGUAACACAUUGAUACACAUCAUCAAGCAGUGAGGAUGAUAAUGUGAUGCUUUUAAAUGGUUCUCCCUUGUGUAUUAUUAUGUACAGUACCAGGGAGGAAGACAAGACAUUGGUUCCUGGUAGGAGAGGAAAGAACAAUUUUGUUCUCCAGAUCAUUUGUUGUACAAUUUUUCUGACUGGGGAAGAAUCACUUAGCUUUUUCAAAGAUAGGUGUACAUUUUUUGAAAAGCAAAUUGAAGUGUUUAAAAAGAGAGGAAGGCAUGCAGCAGGAGGAGUUUGUUAGGUUCUCCAUAUAAUGUGUUCAUACAACUCACUGACAGGGAACAAAUCACUCACAUUCACAGCAUUUCAGAGAUCAACACACAUUGUCAGAAAGCAAAUCUUAGUGUCAACAAGAAAAGCAAGGCAUUUCAGCAAAAGAGGAAGGAAUUUAUUAGGUUCUCAAGAUGAUGUGUUUGUACACACAUUCACUGACAGGGAAGGAAUCACUCACAACCAAAAGUUACACAUCUCCAGAAGGCAAACUCCUGCUAUAAAAAAGGCAUAUCAGUGCACUGAACUAGGCAGUCAGCACCCUGAUUUCCUUGUGUGUGACAGGGGGAGUGUUUUAUAUCAUAGUGAAGAACAGAAGUCAGUCGUAGCUGCUGGCUUUAUCCUUAGAUGCUCAAUUCCUGCACUGUAUUAUAUUAUUGUGACCCUUACCUGCUUCCCACUCCCUUGUGAGAGGACGUGGUGAGCGCUGAGAUGAAGGACUCUGGGGAGACGGAAUGUGGCAGAGAAGACACAGUGAAUUAGAGAGGCAUUGACAUUUUUUCUCAGGACAUCAGGUGUGGGCUUCCUUUUCCACAUAGACAGAAAGGCAGACAUGUUCCACCACCCAUACUGACUAGCUGACCACAGAUUUGUAGAUUUGUGAGGUGUCUUGAGGAGGAAGAAUGCUUAUUUGUACUGAACACUUGUCUGACUCAUUGCAAACUUCCUGCCACAGAUGAAAAAUGAAAGAAAAUUUAAUGUAUGCUUAAUAGAGCCUGUUAGUGUUUAUGUAUCAGAUGAUCUGUUAGAGCAAAAACUCAUAGUCAAACUUGGUGGGAACACAGACCAGUGAGUCCACUGGCAUGACAAGAUAGGGUGAAACAGGAAUCAUCAUCAUGACCGUCUUGUUCAACAUCCUCAUUUUUCCAUACAGGGUUGGACAGCUUACACAUCUUUCUCACUUUUUGCAGGCAUAUACAGUCUCUCUUCAGAUGUUCAUUCUUAUAGCUUCCUCUACACAGUCUCCAGAUCUUCACUUUAGUCUCCUUCCAGCUGCCUCCAUCUCUGACACUCUUCUGGGUGUAUGAAACGAAUAUUUUUUCGUAUCAGUUGGAUGCCUUUCUUAGAGCUUGAUACAAGGCUUCUUCAAAUAGUCUUCAAUUGCAACUGUCCAACAUAGACUUGUAUUCUUUCUGCUGAUGUCAUCUCACUGAAAUGUUAAAACAGAAUAUAGGAGUCCUGAUUCAUUCUGUGUCCACUUAUCACCACUGCCACUCUUUCUUAAUUGUGUGUAAUGAGUAACCUGCUUCUCUCUAUUCCAUUUGUUCUUCAUUAGUCUUAUGGCCUCUGAUCUGCUGACACCUACAAAACCUGAUGAUCAAUUCUCAACAGGUCAGAGGAUGUGAGAUUGAGGGAGAAUGUGAACCAGACACAGUGGACAUGAGUGUGGUGUUACUCAAUUUAUGAUCAUGUCUGUUCCACACCAUCAGUACUAACAGUGCAGAAGAAAACAUCACUCUCUGUCUCCCCAGUGUCCCUCAGCACACUUAAAACACCAUGACAUUUAUUCAAAAAACAUGGACUGAGGCCUUUAUUGUAACAUAUUUCUGUUCUUGAUGUGCAUUUCUGAAUAAUUUUAAUGAAUUCCCUUGAAAUUCACAAAUACAUUCAAUUUGGAGCAGAACUGAAUGAUGGUUUUGUCUGCUGCUCAAAUUGAAUGGAAUUUAUAUGAUAUAGUGUGUGUGUGUGUGUGUGUGUGUGUGUGUGUGUGUGUGAGUAAAAAGAGGAAGAGCAAGGAGGUCUGAGCAUUGAUAUUGGAGAAGAAUGCAAAAAAAAUUGUCUUAAGACACAAGAGGAAGAAGGGAGUUUGAGAGAGAAAAGCAAGGAGUUACGUGUUUUUGUGUGGGUAUGUGGGUGUGUGUGUGUAGCUUCUGUGUAAAUUCAUUUGUAACUAAUUCCACCCACCAAGAUUUCUCCAUAAAGUUUUCAGCCAAAAUAAUUCUCUCCAUGACUAAUUCUUCAAACCUGACCUUACCUGAUAUGGUGUUACUUGGCCUAACCUAACCUAAUUUUUCAUAAGGGCAGUAAUUUUGGAGGGAAUAUUACACGUGUAAUAUUAAUUUUUAACUUUUAUUAUUAGUCCAUGAAAAUUUUCACCAAAAAGAUAAUCCUGUUUAUGAUAAAUUUUCCCAAUCUAACCCAUCCCAACUUAACGAGAUCUCAUAACAUUACGGAGCUUAAUCUAAAAUAACUUUGUAUUUUAAUCUAUCCUAACUUAACCAAACCAAACCUAACAGAACAAAACCAAACCAAAACCAAACCAAACGAAAUCAAACAUAACCUAAUCCAACCCAACUUAACUUCAGGUGACCCAACAAAGUGCAGUCUAAUUAAUUAUGGAGUUAAUUAUUCUUGGCAGAAAUCUUGAAGGUAGAAUGUUUGUGGAGGAAAGUUACUGUGAAAAUUUUUCAAUAUGCAGUGUAUGUUGUAACAAAGGUAGAGUCAACACAAGAUGAGAAGCAAACACAAGCACGUUUCCUCAGAGGAUCGGAACAAUUCUUUUUAGCAUUUUGAACAUUUACUCAUGAGUUGGUCGUCAUUCUUAAGGUGUUGGGAGGGUAUCCUCAGGAUCAGUUGAGGCUUUCCAGUUAUUUCCUUUAUAAGUCUUUUAAAUUUUUUGGGGGGAAAAUUUUCAUUACCUAUCCUGAAUCAAUAAGUCCUAAGCUCUCUCUCUCUCUCUCUCUCUCUCUCUCUCUCUCUCUCUCUCUCUCUCUCUCUCUCUCUCUCUCUCUCUCUCUCUCUCUCUCUCUCUCUCUCUCUCUCUCUCUCUCUCUCUCUCUCUCUCUCUCUCUCUCUCUCUCUCUCUCUCUCUCUCUCUCUCUCUCUCUCUCAGAUAACUAAGGUGCUUCUUAUACUACUAUUACAUUAAUUUUUUGCAUGAGCAACUGUUUAAUUUUUCUUGUAUAUAUGAAUGAACUUGUGAAUGCCAACCUGUAUAUUGUGUAUGCGAUUGUGUGUGUGUGUGCGUGUGUGCGCUCAAAAUUUGUAUAAUGUGGCAUAGACAUAAAAGAAGGAAGAUAAAUAGAGUGCCUGUGAUGAAAUUCGUAUGUUCUGGCACAGACAGGCCAGAGAAAAAUCCCUUCAUAGGUUCAUAGGUGAUUUUCUCUCUCUCUCUCUCUCUCUCUCUCUCUCUCUCUCUCUCUCUCUCUCUCUCUCUCUCUCUCUCUCUCUCUCUCUCUCUCUCUCUCUCUCUCUCUCUCUCUCU
This is a messenger RNA of Scylla paramamosain (green mud crab), 11434 nucleotides long. RefSeq lists its product as uncharacterized. NCBI's taxonomy places the organism in Eukaryota, Metazoa, Arthropoda, Malacostraca, Decapoda, Portunidae. The transcript is spliced from 26 exons. The coding region runs from base 39 to 5825 and encodes 1928 amino acids. The record is from RefSeq and is a predicted model, not a curated record. Gene Ontology annotation, molecular function: protein binding.